AUGACUCAUGUCGAAAGCUCUACAUGGGAGUCGUGCGCUCAAUGGCUCUAUAUGGAGCACCAGUGCACCCUGAAGGCCAGCAACGUCGCAAUAUUGCGUAGACCGCAGAGAGCGAUGUCCGUUAGGGUAAUAAAAGGAUAUCGCACGAUUUCUUUUGAGGUGGCGAGCCUCCUAGCUGGAUUUGCACCUUGGGAUCUCGAAGCUAAAACCCUCGCCUCAAUACAUCAGUGGAAAAUGGAGACGCGAAGAAGGGGCGAGGAACCGAUGCCGCGGAUACCCGCGGCAUCGGUUCCUCGCAGCGUCGUUUCGAGCUCCGCACUGAGUACCCAAGCAGCACCAAAUGAAGAUAAAAAUAAUGUUGACGCCAUUAAGGCGGUUAAGAAAUUACCUCCUUACAAGUCUGGCUUAAUGCACGGCGUGACAAAAAAACUGCAGCAAAACUAUAAAAACUACGGUAGCUCUAACAACAACGACCAGGAAUCCAACAAGAAACAGAAUCAAUAUUCUGGCGAGGAUUCCAACGGUCGGAGAUGGAACGCUGUGGAUGACGUCCAGAAUGACGUCCAAAACUCCGCUAAAAACUACCGUUAUGCGGAUGGUAAUGAACAAGGUUACACCAACGACGCUGACGGCAGCAGCAGUUACAUCAACAGACGCAACAGCGGCAGUGGAUACGACGACAGCAACAGCCAAUCCGACCGCAGCCACAAGCAAUACCAGCAACAAAGCAACGUUGGUAACAAGAAGUCUAUACGAAACUCUGUAGCUGACAGAGACUCUUUCUCUGGCAACAAGAAUGAUGGCUACAGCCGCUCAACAGACGAUGUGGCUUCGUACUCAUCCGGCGAUGGAAGCAGACUAUAUAAGUCCAACCGCGAAGAUGUGGACAGAAACACCAAUAGUGGCCGUAACUCCAACAGCAACUACAACUUAGACGUGCAACAAAUGGACGACGGCAAAAAGUUAAGCAAAUACAGAACACUUUCUAAGGGCGACGCUGUAUCGACCCAAGAUGAUGACCAGUAUAAUUACUUUAAAGAUAAGGUAUACUCGAAUGUGGGAAAGGACGGCCAGCAACAAUACGAGUCCGACUUUGAAUCCGUUGUCAGUGAUAGCGACAGUGCCUUCAACUCCAACAACCAGAGGAACGAAAACUUCGGUUCAGAGAUAGAAGGUGAUAAAAGGACAUGGUGGAACUCUGUCGAUGACAGCCAGUCUGAGUCCGCCAACGACAACGAGAGUUUUAACCACGCAAAAAAAGAUGUGAAAUCCUACAAAGGGAAUGACGGCCAAGAAAUGUACUCUUCCAAGAGUGAGGACAUCAAUCGUAAGAGUAACAGCGAUUACGACACCAAGAAAAAUAGAAACGUUAACUCCGGUGUGGUAAUUGAUGGCAACAAGAGGAAUCAAUGGAACAAAGUGUCUGAUAGUCAGAAAGAUUCCUCCAAAAGCGACGAUAUUUAUAACUACGAUAACGAGGACGUCACGUCCUUCACAACUGCAGACGGCCAAACGCAUUACACGGCCAAACGUGAAAACGUGGACAGUAAAAGCAAGGAUGCUCAAGACUCCUCGCACAACAACAACGCGUACUCUGGAGUGACAGACGAUGGUAACGGUGGAAUUAGAAAAUGGAACACUGUGUCCAACGAAGAAUCAAAGUCAUCUAGCUCCAACAAUGACUACAGCUAUUCAUCAAGCUCAUCGAAUGCCAAUAUUAUGCCACUCCCGGUGGAAAUCGAGCGUCCACCACAGGUGAUUGCCAUUCCUGCCUACGGACACCGCCACCAGCCACAUUACCGUCAAGUGAUCGUGCCCAUGCCUAUUCAGGAAGAGGUAUACUACACUGAACCACCAAUGGCUUACCCACCACGCUUCAGGCAACCAGUUGAGGAGUUUGUCUACGCGCAACCAAAAAUGCCACAGAUGUACCAGGAAGAGACCGUGGCUGAGAUGACGCCAGCUAUCUACCCACGACAACCAAUGGCCCAGGAAUACGAGGAGGACUUAGCACCAUUGAUCUUGCCGCAGACAGCUAAUCCAAGCAGGCCAAUCCGAGGAAAAGGACCCAAGAAACAAACAAAACCAAGGCAAGAGCCGAACAGACCGACUGGACCAAAGGGAUCCAAAGGCAACAAAAAACAUCCAUCUCCAAGGCCACAGCAUCCUCCAAGGAGACGUCCAUCGCGUACAUCAGGUAACAUCUGGGGGCCGAACCGCAACCCACCAAGGGGCAAAUUAGUAAACUACGAGGAAAGCGGCAGAAAUACUUACAAUGACCAAGAAGAAUCAUGGCAAUCUGGCAUGAAUGACUAUGACUAUAGAAAAUCUUUUUACCCAGGACGGGGAGCAGGGCCUCAAUCCCCACAACCGGGAUACAAAGCUCCAUUCCCACGACCUGGAUCAGGACUGAGACAACCUUCGGGAGCAGGCAAUGUAGUAAACUACGGUGAAAAAGGAAGAAACUCUUACAAUGACCAACGAGGGUCAUGGCAAUCUGGUAGUAACGAUUAUGACAAUGAUUACACUUAUUACACACCAGAAGGCACACCUAGCUAUCCUGAAUCAAUCUACCCAAAAAAUAAAGGAUCAAAACCUUUACCACAAACCCAACAACUGAAACCACAACCGACAAAGAGACCGCAACAAAAGCCGGAAGAAAUAACCAAUCAACAACCAAAAUUUGGACCACAACCCGAAUUAAAGCAACCAAAACCCGAAGUAGAAAAUAAUCAGAAGCCAGUAUCAGGAGAGCAACCACAACAGGAAGAAAGACCUUCAUCAACACCGGUAGCAGAUAAUAUAGAGGAAAUGGACUCAGGCAAAAAACCACAACCGGAAGUACAGCCACAACCAACACCGGUAGCAGAAAAUAAUAAGAAACCAGAAUCAGGCGAAAAACCAAAACCGGCAGUACAACCACAACCAACACCGGGAGCAGUAAAUAAUGAGAAACCGGAAUCAGGCGAAAAACCACAACCGGAAGUACAUCCACAACCAACACCGGGAGCAGAAACUAAUAAGAAACCGAAAUCAAACGAAAAACCGCAACCGGAAGUACAGCCGCAACCAAUACCGGAAGCAGAAAAUAAUAAGAAACCGAAAUCAAACGAAAAACCGCAACCAGAAGUACAGCCGCACCCAAUACCGGAAGCAGAAAAUAAUAAGAAACCGGAAUCAGGCAAAAAACCACAACCGAAAGUACAGCCGCAACCAACACCGGGAGCAGAAAAUAAUAAGAAACCAGAAUCAAACGAAAAACCGCAACCGGAAAUGCAGCCGUUACCAACACCGGGAGCAGAAAAUAAUAAGAAACCAGAAUCAAACGAAAAACCGCAACCGGAAAUGCAGCCGCAACCAACACCGGAAACAGAAAAUAAUAAGAAACCGGAAUCAGGCGAAAAACCACAACCGGAAGUAAAGCCAAAACCAACACCGGGAGCAGAAAGUAAUAAGAAACCGAAAUCAAACGAAAAACCGCAACCGGAAGUACAGCCACAACCAACACCGGGAGCAGAAAAUAAUAAGAAUCCGGAAUCAGGCGAAAAACCAAAACUGGAAGUACAGCCGCAACCAAAACCGGAAGCAGAAAAUAAUAAGAAACCGGAAUCAGGCGAAAAACCAAAACCGACAGUACAGCCACAACCAACACUGGGAGCAGAAAAUAACAAGAAACCGGAAUCAGGCGAAAAACCACAACCGGAAGUACAGCCGCAACCAAAACCGGAAGCAGAAAAUAAUAAGAAACCGGAAUCAGGCGAAAAACCACAACCUACACCGGGGGCAGAAAAUAAUAAGAAUCCAGAUUCAGGUGGAAAACCAAAACCGGCAGUACAGCCAAAACCAACACCGGGAGCAGAAAAUAAUAAGAAACCGGAAUCAGGUGAAAAACCACAACCGGAAGUACAGCCGCAACCAAAACCGGAAGCAGAAAAUAAUAAGAAACCGGAAUCAGGCGAAAAACCACAACCUACACCGGGGGCAGAAAAUAAUAAGAAUCCAGAUUCAGGUGGAAAACCAAAACCGGCAGUACAGCCAAAACCAACACCGGGAGCAGAAAAUAAUAAGAAACCGGAAUCAGGUGAAAAACCACAACCGGAAGUACAGCCGCAACCAAAACCGGAAGCAGAAAAUAAUAAGAAACCGGAAUCAGGCGAAAAAUCAAACCUGACAGUACAGCCACAACCAACACCGGGAGCAGAAAAUAAUAAGAAACCGGAAUCAGGCGAAAAACCACAACCGGAAGUACAGCCGCAACCAAAACCGGAAGCGGAAAAUAAUAAGAAACCGGAAUCAGGCGAAAAACUACAACCUACACCGGGGGCAGAAAAUAAUAAGAAUCCAGAUUCAGGGGAGAAACCAGAACAACAGGAAACUCUCACACCAACACCAGAAGCAACAAACAAUCAGAACCCAAAACCUGGACAGAAACCACAACCGGAAGUAAAACCGAGACCAGCACCGGAAUCAGAAAAAAAUAAGACACCGGAAUCAGGAGGGAAACUAAAACAGAAAGAAAGUCCUACACCAACACCGGAAGCGGAAAAUAAUCAAGAAACUGCGGAGAAAGAUACCGGCAGUACAACUGAGUAUAAGAACACUAAAACCGAUGUAAAGUCUACUGAAAGAACCACAAUUGAUGACCAGAAUACCAAAAAUGUUAACACCGAAGAUGUCUCUAUCACAACGACAAAGCCAGGCAAGAAUGAUUCACCAAAAGGACCAAAACAGUCAGGCCCUAAAUCAUCACCCACCAAGGGACCGAGAAAUCAACCUAAAGGAGGCAAUACCGGCAGUACAACAACUGAAUAUAAGAACACUAAAACCGAUGUAAAGUCUACCGAAAGAACCACAAUUGAUGACCAGAAUACCAAAAAUGUUAACACCGAAGAUGUCUCUAUCAGAACGACAAAGCCAGGCCAAAAUGAAACACCAAAAGGACCAAAACAGUCAGGCCCUAAAUCAUCACCCACCAAGGGACCGAGAAAUCAACCUAAAGGAGGCAAUACCGGCAGUACAACAACUGAAUAUAAGAACACUAAAACCGAUAUAAAGUCUACCGAAAGAACCACAAUUGAUGACCAGAAUACCAAAAAUGUUAACACCGAAGAUGUCUCUAUCAGAACGACAAAGCCAGGCCAAAAUGAAACACCAAAAGGACCAAAACAGUCAGGCCCUAAAUCAUCACCCACCAAAGGACCGAGAAAUCAACCUAAAGGAGGCAAUACCGGCAGUACAACAACUGAAUAUAAGAACACUAAAACCGAUGUAAAGUCUACCGAAAGAACCACAAUUGAUGACCAGAAUACCAAAAAUGUUAACACCGAAGAUGUCUCUAUCAGAACGACAAAGCCAGGCCAAAAUGAAACACCAAAAGGACCAAAACAGUCAGGCCCUAAAUCAUCACCCACCAAGGGACCGAGAAAUCAACCUAAAGGAGGCAAUACCGGCAGUACAACAACUGAAUAUAAGAACACUAAAACCGAUGUAAAGUCUACCGAAAGAACCACAAUUGAUGACCAGAAUACCAAAAAUGUUAACACCGAAGAUGUCUCUAUGAGAACGACAAAGCCAGGCCAAAAUGAAACACCAAAAGGACCAAAACAGUCAGGCCCUAAAUCAUCACCCACCAAAGGACCGAGAAAUCAACCUAAAGGAGGCAAUACCGGCAGUACAACAACUGAAUAUAAGAACACUAAAACCGAUGUAAAGUCUACCGAAAGAACCACAAUUGAUGACCAGAAUACCAAAAAUGUUAACACCAAUGAUGUCUCUAUCACAACGACAAAGCCAGGCAAGAAUGAUUCACCAAAAGGACCAAAACCGUCAGGCCCUAAAUCAACACCCACCAAGGGACCAAGGAAUCAACCUCAGGGAGGCAAUACCGGCAGUACAACAACUGAAUAUAAGAACACUAAAACCGAUGUAAAGUCUACCGAAAGAACCACAAUUGAUGACCAGAAUACCAAAAAUGUUAACACCGAAGAUGUCUCUAUCAGAACGACAAAGCCAGGCCAAAAUGAAACACCAAAAGGACCAAAACAGUCAGGCCCUAAAUCAUCACCCACCAAGGGACCGAGAAAUCAACCUAAAGGAGGCAAUACCGGCAGUACAACAACUGAAUAUAAGAACACUAAAACCGAUGUAAAGUCUACCGAAAGAACCACAAUUGAUGACCAGAAUACCAAAAAUGUUAACACCAAUGAUGUCUCUAUCACAACGACAAAGCCAGGCAAGAAUCAUUCACCAAAAGGACCAAAACCGUCAGGCCCUAAAUCAACACCCACCAAGGGACCAAGGAAUCAACCUCAGGGAGGCAAUACCGGCAGUACAACAACUGAAUAUAAGAACACUAAAACCGAUGUAAAGUCUACCGAAAGAACCACAAUUGAUGACCAGAAUACCAAAAAUGUUAACACCAAUGAUGUCUCUAUCACAACGACAAAGCCAGGCAAGAAUGAUUCACCAAAAGGACCAAAACCGUCAGGCCCUAAAUCAACACCCACCAAGGGACCAAGGAAUCAACCUCAGGGAGGCAAUACCGGCAGUACAACAACUGAAUAUAAGAACACUAAAACCGAUGUAAAGUCUACCGAAAGAACCACAAUUGAUGACCAGAAUACCAAAAAUGUUAACACCAAUGAUGUCUCUAUCACAACGACAAAGCCAGGCAAGAAUGAUUCACCAAAAGGACCAAAACUGUCAGGCCCUAAAUCAACACCCACCAAGGGACCGAGGAAUCAACCUCAGGGAGGCAAUACCGGCAGUACAACAACUGAAUAUAAGAACACUAAAACCGAUGUAAAGUCUACCGAAAGAACCACAAUUGAUGACCAGAAUACCAAAAAUGUUAACACCAAUGAUGUCUCUAUCACAACGACAAAGCCAGGCAAGAAUGAUUCACCAAAAGGACCAAAACCGUCAGGCCCUAAAUCAACACCCACCAAGGGACCAAGGAAUCAACCUCAGGGAGGCAAUACCGGCAGUACAACAACUGAAUAUAAGAACACUAAAACCGAUGCAAAGUCUACCGAAAGAACCACAAUUGAUGACCAGAAUACCAAAAAUGUUAACACCAAUGAUGUCUCUAUCACAACGACAAAGCCAGGCAAGAAUGAUUCACCAAAAGGACCAAAACAGUCAGGUCCUAAAUCAACACCCACCAAGGGACCAAAGAAUCAACCUCAGGGAGGCAAUACCGGCAGUACAACAACUGAAUAUAAGAACACUAAAACCGAUGUAAAGUCUACCGAAAGAACCACAAUUGAUGACCAGAAUACCAAAAAUGUUAACACCAAUGAUGUCUCUAUCACAACGACAAAGCCAGGCAAGAAUCAUUCACCAAAAGGACCAAAACCGUCAGGCCCUAAAUCAACACCCACCAAGGGACCAAGGAAUCAACCUCAGGGAGGCAAUACCGGCAGUACAACAACUGAAUAUAAGAACACUAAAACCGAUGUAAAGUCUACCGAAAGAACCACAAUUGAUGACCAGAAUACCAAAAAUGUUAACACCAAUGAUGUCUCUAUCACAACGACAAAGCCAGGCAAGAAUGAUUCACCAAAAGGACCAAAACAGUCAGGCCCUAAAUCAACACCCACCAAGGGACCAAAGAAUCAACCUCAGGGAGGCAAUACCGGCAGUACAACAACUGAAUAUAAGAACACUAAAACCGAUGUAAAGUCUACCGAAAGAACCACAAUUGAUGACCAGAAUACCAAAAAUGUUAACACCAAUGAUGUCUCUAUCACAACGACAAAGUCAGGCAAGAAUGAUUCACCAAAAGGACCAAAACAGUCAGGCCCUAAAUCAACACCCACCAAGGGACCAAAGAAUCAACCUCAGGGAGGCAAUACCGGCAGUACAACAACUGAAUAUAAGAACACUAAAACCGAUGUAAAGUCUACCGAAAGAACCACAAUUGAUGACCAGAAUACCAAAAAUGUUAACACCAAUGAUGUCUCUAUCACAACGACAAAGCCAGGCAAGAAUGAUUCACCAAAAGGACCAAAACCGUCAGGCCCUAAAUCAACACCCACCAAGGGACCAAGGAAUCAACCUCAGGGAGGCAAUACCGGCAGUACAACAACUGAAUAUAAGAACACUAAAACCGAUGUAAAGUCUACCGAAAGAACCACAACUGAUGACCAGAAUACCAAAAAUGUUAACACCAAUGAUGUCUCUAUCACAACGACAAAGCCAGGCAAGAAUGAUUCACCAAAAGGACCAAAACCGUCAGGCCCUAAAUCAACACCCACCAAGGGACCGGGAAAUCAACCUAAAGGAGGCAAUACCGGCAGUACAACAACUGAAUAUAAGAACACUAAAACCGAUGUAAAGUCUACCGAAAGAACCACAAUUGAUGACCAGAAUACCAAAAAUGUUAACACCGAAGAUGUCUCUAUCACAACGACAAAGCCAGGCAAGAAUGAUUCACCAAAAGGACCAAAACAGUCAGGCCCUAAAUCAUCACCCACCAAGGGACCAAGGAAUCAACCUCAAGGAGGCAAUACCGGCAGUACAACAACUGAAUAUAAGAACACUAAAACCGAUGUAAAGUCUACCGAAAGAACCACAAUUGAUGACCAGAAUACCAAAAAUGUUAACACAGAAGAUGUCUCUAUCACAACGACAAAGCCAGGCAAGAAUGAUUCACCAAAAGGACCAAAACAGUCAGGCCCUAAAUCAUCACCCACCAAGGGACCAAGGAAUCAACCUCAAGGAGGCAAUACCGGCAGUACAACAACUGAAUAUAAGAACACUAAAACCGAUGUAAAGUCUACCGAAAGAACCACAAUUGAUGACCAGAAUACCAAAAAUGUUAACACCGAAGAUGUCUCUAUCAGAACGACAAAGCCAGGCCAAAAUGAAACACCAAAAGGACCAAAACAGUCAGGCCCUAAAUCAUCACCCACCAAAGGACCGAGAAAUCAACCUAAAGGAGGCAAUACCGGCAGUACAACAACUGAAUAUAAGAACACUAAAACCGAUGUAAAGUCUACCGAAAGAACCACAAUUGAUGACCAGAAUACCAAAAAUGUUAACACCAAUGAUGUCUCUAUCACAACGACAAAGCCAGGCAAGAAUGAUUCACCAAAAGGACCAAAACCGUCAGGCCCUAAAUCAACACCCACCAAGGGACCAAGGAAUCAACCUCAGGGAGGCAAUACCGGCAGUACAACAACUGAAUAUAAGAACACUAAAACCGAUGUAAAGUCUACCGAAAGAACCACAAUUGAUGACCAGAAUACCAAAAAUGUUAACACCGAUGAUGUCUCUAUCACAACGACAAAGCCAGGCAAGAAUGAUUCACCAAAAGGACCAAAACAGUCAGGCCCUAAAUCAACACCCACCAAGGGACCAAGGAAUCAACCUCAGGGAGGCAAUACCGGCAGUACAACAACUGAAUAUAAGAACACUAAAACCGAUGUAAAGUCUACCGAAAGAACCACAAUUGAUGACCAGAAUACUAAAAAUGUUAACACCAAUGAUGUCUCUAUCACAACGACAAAGCCAGGCAAGAAUGAUUCACCAAAAGGACCAAAACCGUCAGGCCCUAAAUCAACACCCACCAAGGGACCAAGGAAUCAACCUCAGGGAGGCAAUACCGACAGUACAACAACUGAAUAUAAGAACACUAAAACCGAUGUAAAGUCUACCGAAAGAACCACAAUUGAUGACCAGAAUACCAAAAAUGUUAACACCGAAGAUGUCUCUAUCAGAACGACAAAGCCAGGCCAAAAUGAAACACCAAAAGGACCAAAACAGUCGGGCCCUAAAUCAACACCCACCAAGGGACCAAGGAAUCAACCUCAGGGAGGCAAUACCGGCAGUACAACAACUGAAUAUAAGAACACUAAAACCGAUGUAAAGUCUACCGAAAGAACCACAAUUGAUGACCAGAAUACCAAAAAUGUUAACACCGAAGAUGUCUCUAUCAAAACGACAAAGCCAGGCCAAAAUGAAACACCAAAAGGACCAAAACAGUCGGGCCCUAAAUCAACACCCACCAAGGGACCAAGGAAUCAACCUCAGGGAGGCAAUACCGGCAGUACAACAACUGAAUAUAAGAACACUAAAACCGAUGUAAAGUCUACCGAAAGAACCACAAUUGAUGACCAGAAUACCAAAAAUGUUAACACCGAAGAUGUCUCUAUCAAAACGACAAAGCCAGGCCAAAAUGAAACACCAAAAGGACCAAAACAGUCGGGCCCUAAAUCAACACCCACCAAGGGACCAAGGAAUCAACCUCAGGGAGGCAAUACCGGCAGUACAACAACUGAAUAUAAGAACACUAAAACCGAUGUAAAGUCUACCGAAAGAACCACAAUUGAUGACCAGAAUACCAAAAAUGUUAACACCGAAGAUGUCUCUAUCAGAACGACAAAGCCAGGCCAAAAAGAAACACCAAAAGGACCAAAACAGUCAGGCCCUAAAUCAUCACCCACCAAGGGACCGAGAAAUCAACCUAAAGGAGGCAAUACCGGCAGUACAACAACUGAAUAUAAGAACACUAAAACCGAUGUAAAGUCUACCGAAAGAACCACAAUUGAUGACCAGAAUACCAAAAAUGUUAACACCGAAGAUGUCUUUAUCAGAACGACAAAGCCAGGCCAAAAUGAAACACCAAAAGGACCAAAACAGUCAGGCCCUAAAUCAACACCCACCAAGGGACCAAGGAAUCAACCUCAGGGAGGCAAUACCGGCAGUACAACAACUGAAUAUAAGAACACUAAAACCGAUGUAAAGUCUACCGAAAGAACCACAAUUGAUGACCAGAAUACCAAAAAUGUUAACACCGAAGAUGUCUCUAUCAAAACGACAAAGCCAGGCCAAAAUGAAACACCAAAAGGACCAAAACAGUCGGGCCCUAAAUCAACACCCACCAAGGGACCAAGGAAUCAACCUCAGGGAGGCAAUACCGGCAGUACAACAACUGAAUAUAAGAACACUAAAACCGAUGUAAAGUCUACCGAAAGAACCACAAUUGAUGACCAGAAUACCAAAAAUGUUAACACCGAAGAUGUCUCUAUCAGAACGACAAAGCCAGGCCAAAAAGAAACACCAAAAGGACCAAAACUGUCAGGCCCUAAAUCAUCACCCACCAAGGGACCGAGAAAUCAACCUAAAGGAGGCAAUACCGGCAGUACAACAACUGAAUAUAAGAACACUAAAACCGAUGUAAAGUCUACCGAAAGAACCACAAUUGAUGACCAGAAUACCAAAAAUGUUAACACCGAAGAUGUCUCUAUCAGAACGACAAAGCCAGGCCAAAAUGAAACACCAAAAGGACCAAAACAGUCAGGCCCUAAAUCAACACCCACCAAGGGACCAAGGAAUCAACCUCAGGGAGGCAAUACCGGCAGUACAACAACUGAAUAUAAGAACACUAAAACCGAUGUAAAGUCUUCCGAAAGAACCACAAUUGAUGACCAGAAUACCAAAAAUGUUAACACCGAUGAUGUCUUUAUCACAACGACAAAGCCAGGCCAAAAUGAAACACCAAAAGGAACAAAACAGUCAGGCCCUAAAUCAACACCCACCAAGGGACCAAGGAAUCAACCUCAGGGAGGCAAUACCGGCAGUACAACAACUGAAUAUAAGAACACUAAAACCGAUGUAAAGUCUACCGAAAGAACCACAAUUGAUGACCAGAAUACCAAAAAUGUUAACACCGAAGAUGUCUUUAUCAGAACGACAAAGCCAGGCCAAAAUGAAAUACCAAAAGGACCAAAACAGUCAGGCCCUAAAUCAUCACCCACCAAGGGACCGAGAAAUCAACCUCAGGGAGGCAAUACCGGCAGUACAACAACUGAAUAUAAGAACACUAAAACCGAUGUAAAGUCUUCCGAAAGAACCACAAUUGAUGACCAGAAUACCAAAAAUGUUAACACCGAUGAUGUCUCUAUCACAACGACAAAGCCAGGCCAAAAUGAAACACCAAAAGGACCAAAACCGUCAGGCCCUAAAUCAACACCCACCAAGGGACCAAGGAAUCAACCUCAGGGAGGCAAUACCGGCAGUACAACAACUGAAUAUAAGAACACUAAAACCGAUGUAAAGUCUACCGAAAGAACCACAAUUGAUGACCAGAAUACCAAAAAUGUUAACACCGAUGAAGUCUCUAUCACAACGACAAAGCCAGGCAAGAAUGAUUCACCAAAAGGACCAAAACAGUCAGGCCCUAAAUCAACACCCACCAAGGGACCAAGGAAUCAACCUCAGGGAGGCAAUACCGGCAGUUCAACAACUGAAUAUAAGAACACUAAAACCGAUGUAAAGUCUACCGAAAGAACCACAAUUGAUGACCAGUAUACCAAAAAUGUUAACACCGAUGAUGUCUCUAUCACAACGACAAAGCCAGGCAAGAAUGAUUCACCAAAAGGACCAAAACGGGUUGAGGAACCAACCAAGGAAAAUCAACAGGUCGUGAAACCAACUAAAGGAAAUCAACAGGUUGAGAAACCAACAAAGGAAAAUCAACAGGUUGAGAAACCAUCUAUAGGAAAUCAACAGGUUUUGAAACCAACAAAGGAAAAUCAACAGGUUGAGAAACCAACAAAAGGAAAUCAACAGGUUGAGAAACCAACUAAAGGAAUUCAACAGGUUCAGAAACCAACAAAGGAAAAUCAACAGAUCGAGAAACCAACAAAAGGCAAUCAACAGGUCGAAAAACCAACUAAAGGAAAUCAACAGGUUGAGAAACCAACAAAGGAAAAUCCACAGGUUGAGAAACCAACAAAGGAAAAUCAACAGGUCGUGAAACCAACUAAAGGAAAUCAGCAGGUUGAGAAACCAACAAAGGAAAAUCAGCAGGUUGAGAAAGCAACUAAAGGAAAUCAACAGGUUGAGAAACCAACAAAGGAAAAUCAACAGGUCGAGAAACCAACAAAGGAAAAUCAACAGGUCGUGAAACCAACAAAAGGAAAUCAACAGGUCGUGAAACCAACCAAAGGAAAUCAACAGGUUGAGAAACCAACAAAGGAAAAUCAACAGGUUGAGAAACCAACUGAAGGAAAUCAACAGGUUAAGAAACCAACAAAAAAAAAUCAACAGGUCGUGAAACCAACUAAAGAAAAUCAACAGGUUGAGAAACCAACAAAGGAAAAUCAACAGGUUGAGAAACCGACAAAAGGAAAUCAACAGGUUGAGAAACCAACAAUAGAAAAUAAAGGACAAGGACUACCAGCCGUUAAACCCAACGAACAAAAGCAGCCAUGUUCAAAGGGAGCAUCAUCUAUUGGAAAACCUUCCUCCGCUAACAGUCGUUACCCAUUCCUGCCAGGGUUCUACCCCAACUCGCCAGGGAAGAGUAGGAUUUGCAUAUGCUUCAGCAGAUUCGAGGAUAUGCCCUUGGAAAUGAGAAAUCGUUUCAAAUACGAGGCCAGUAUGAAUUGA
Molecule: messenger RNA, 13398 nt
Organism: Pararge aegeria (speckled wood butterfly)
Lineage: Eukaryota; Metazoa; Arthropoda; Insecta; Lepidoptera; Nymphalidae
Product: mucin-2-like
Exons: 49
Coding region: 1-13398 (4465 amino acids)
Source: RefSeq, a predicted model, not a curated record